This is a messenger RNA of Naegleria lovaniensis, 3933 nucleotides long. RefSeq lists its product as uncharacterized. Bases 1 to 3933 code for a protein of 1310 amino acids. Gene Ontology annotation, biological process: proteolysis. Gene Ontology annotation, molecular function: tripeptidyl-peptidase activity; serine-type endopeptidase activity. The record is from RefSeq and is a predicted model, not a curated record. Lineage: Eukaryota; Heterolobosea; Eutetramitea; Acrasida; Naegleriidae. Gene Ontology annotation, cellular component: cytosol. The transcript has 6 exons.
AUGUCAACCUCUUCUUCUUUUUCAUUCCCUGUUGAAGGCUUACAACCCAAAGAUGAAAUUCAAGCCACUGCAUUUCUUCAAAGAUUUCCAAAUUAUGAUGGGCGUGGAGUGAUCGUUGCAAUAUUUGAUACAGGAGUCGAUGUUGGAGCUCCUGGGUUGAAGGGAAAAACAACAGAUGGAUCCUACAAAAUUGUGGAUGCUGUCGAUUGUACUGGUAGCGGAGAUGUUUCUUGUAAAACGAUCGUGAAAGCAGAUGAAAACGGAAUGAUCACUGGAAAAUCAGGUAGAAAAUUAAAGAUUGAUGAAACUUGGAAAGAAAUGAAUCCUUCUAAUCAAUACCGGAUUGGUAUCAAGAAUGUAUUUGAUAUUUACCCUCAACCAUUGGUAGAUAGAGUUAAAGAAGAACGAAAGAAACAAUUCCAAAAGAAACAGACUGAGAAAAUUGUGGAAUUGAAAGAAAAAGCAAAUUCUUUGAGAAACUCAUCGAAUGAAGAAUCUGUUAAAAAACAAGCUUCUGAAAUUGACAAGCAGAUUGCUGCACUCGAAGAACUUUUGUCUAAAAUGUACGAAGAUACUGGUCCUGUUUUGGAUUGCGUUGUGUUUUUGGAUGAAAAAACUUCUGUUUGGAGAGCAGUCGUUGUUUCAGAGUCGUAUGAUCCGAAUGUUAAUAUAUUUGAGCCUGUCGACGAGGAUCAGGUCAUUGAUUUAAGCAAAGAAAAACUUCUUUGUGACUUUAAAUUGGAACAUCAAUAUGGAACCUUUACAGAGCUGGAUCUUUUAAAUUAUUCUGUGAAUAUUUACGAUAAUGGAGAUAUUUUAUCCAUUGUUGCUCCCUCUGGAUCUCAUGGUACACAUGUGGCUGGAAUUGUUGCUGCUUAUUUUCCAGAUCAGCCCGAGCUUAAUGGUGUUGCUCCUGGAGCUCAAAUAAUUACAUGUAAAAUCGGUGAUUCUAGGCUUGGAACGAUGGAGACAACUCUUUCUCUCAAUAGGGCCUUAAUUUCCUGCUAUUUGAACAAGUGUUCUAUCAUUAACAUGAGCUAUGGAGAGCCGACAUCUCUUGUAAAUUCCGGAUUCUUUAAAGAAAAAGUGGAUGAGUUGGUCUACGAACAUAACGUCACUUUUGUGAAAAGUGCAGGUAAUAGUGGUCCAAAUUUCACAACAACGGGAGCCCCAUUGCAAGAUGCUUGUAUCGGUGUAGGUGCGUAUGUAACCAGUUCCAUGAUGAAAUCCCAAUAUGGAUUGUCAGAGUUGGUUCCUGAUUCACAAUUUACAUGGUCCUCAAGAGGUCCAACAGAUGACGGUGCCUUUUGUCCUUGGAUUUCUGCUCCUGGUGCUGCUGUUACUUCAGUACCUAAUUACACGCUUCUUAAAAAUCAAAGAAUGAAUGGAACAUCUAUGGCAAGCCCAAACGCUGCAGGAGGACUUGCAUUGUUGUACAGCGGCCUUUUAGCUGAAAAAAAACAAUGGAACCCAUACUAUAUCAAACGUGUGAUUGCAAACACUGCAAAAAUUAACGUUGAAAAUAAGAGCGAGCACGAACAUUCACAGCACCCUUGCUCCAUUGGACAUGGCUUGUUACAAAUUCUUUCAUCGUAUGAGUUGAUUGACAAACAUCCGUAUAAUCCAGAAACAGACAACUAUCGAUAUGAAAUCACCAUUCCUCAAAGAAACAAUGCCAGAGGAAUUUAUCUCCGUGAACAACUUGAGACACACACUGCACAAAGAUACACAGUCAACAUUGAUUUGAAAUAUGCCAACAAGACAAAAAACUCUCACAAAAUAGAAUAUGAAAAACGACUUAAAUUGGUACCAGUUAUUUAUCAAGGGACAGGAAAUACCAUUUUCACAGACGAGCCAAUUUCUCAAAAAGUCCCAAAUUUCAUUCGUUCACCUGAAUAUUUACACUUGCCAGGAUGCUUUACUUUCGAUGUCCAGAUUGCUACUGAGAUGCUUGCUUCUGGAGAAAUUUAUUCUGCUCGACUGGAUGCCUACGACUGUGAUCAAUUAUCAUUUGGUCCUGUUUUUUCUGUACCCAUUACUGUGAUCAAACCUGUUAAACUUUCACAUGAAUACGAUCGUACCACAUUUGCAGAUAUUAGAAUGAAACCAGGAGAAUUGUACAGAAAUUAUAUAACCACUCCAUCAAGUUCUGUUCAGUACUGUAAAAUUACCUUGAGAGCAAUGGAAGCGAAUAUCCAAAAGAUGUUUGUACUUCAUGCGACUCAACUCAUUGACAAAGAGGCCUAUUCUUUGCAUGACACCAGGAAGUUUAUUAACCUUUCAAAAUCCGAUGUGAGCUCACACUUUAUCAAAACACUUCCAAAUCGAACCUUGGAAUUGACAGUUGGUCAAUUUUGGAGCACCCCAGGAGAAUCAACAUUAACAGUAGAAGUUGAAUUUUUCGGAUUUGAUACCAAUAGCGCGUCGAACGAAGGAGUAUUUUUCGAUGGAGCUGAAUUUGUUAAAAAGAUUCAAAUUAAUCCGUCGUUGCGUAACAUGGAAAUGCAAAUGAGUGCAAAGCUUGACACUUGGAAUGAAGUGUUGACUCCUGUUAACAGUGAAGAUGACAAGUUGAUUCAAAUCCAAAAUGAUGAAAGAAAUACCUAUUUCGACACUGGAAAAUGUAGCUACAACAUGAUUCUUGAAUAUAAUCUUAAAAUGACAUCUGAGCACGAAAUCACUCCAAACUUACCUCAACUUUCAAACUAUCUCUAUGAGUCAGAAUUGGAAUCAAGAAUGAUCAUGGUCUUUAACAAGAAUAAGAAACUGAUGAAUGUGGUCGAUUUCCAUCCUAAAAAGUUCAAGCUCAAAAAGGGAGACUAUGUCCUUCGAGUUCUGCUUCGUCACGACUCGUUACCACUUUUGCAGAAAUUUAAAAACCAUCCCUUAAUCAUUUCACACGCUUUGGCCAAACCUAUUUCUUUGAAAUUCUACAAGAAUGUGAAUGGGGCUCUCUCAGAUUCGAACAAACAAGAUGAAAAAUUCAAAAUGCUCCAUGGAAGAAGCAAUGCCUUUGUAUUGGGCUACACUGGAGUCGACAUGAAAGAUCUUCCUAAAGAAGUGAAAGCUGGCGAUCGACUCACUGGUAAAUUUCAAUAUCAAAGUUGUGAGACAGCCUUUUUACCAUUGACCUUUGUCGUUCCACCUUCCUGUGUGAAUUCAGAAAAAUCCUCAUCAACAACAAGUUCUGAGAAUAAGGCCGACAAGAGAACACCCGAAGACAAGUACAAGGAUUAUAUAUUGGAACAGCAAUUAUCCUAUUUGAAAAAGUUGAAAGCAGAGGCAUUGCCUUUUGUGGACAAGAUGAUUGAGGAACAUCCAAAACAUUUACCUGCACUGUUAUUGAAAUUAGAAAUUUUGAAAGAGCAAUACAAGUCACAAAAAGAUGAAACAAGUACACUUUACAAGAAUAUUUGUGAAUUAAUGGACUCUGUCUUCCAGGUGAUUGAUCUUACUGCACUCGCUCUUCAUUAUGGAACUCUACCUAAAAACAAGACAAAGAAUGAACAUGAAGAAUCUGAACAGGAAGCUAUGGAAUAUCAAUUGAAAUCCAAGGAAAUGGACAAGCAGAAAGAUGCUUUGAUAUCGUGUUGGCAGCUCAAAUUAGAGAUUUUAUUGGACCUCAACAAUAGAUUGGAGAUUACAGAUAGAGAGAAACAAAUCAAAGAGGUCAUGCAUUCACUCCGACAAUGGAUUGACCCUACCGAGAAAUGCUUACUGUUGGACAUUCAAUAUGAUUUAUACUUUAAACAGUACUCGGUGGCGUUACAAAAAGUGAUGAAGGCAUUAACUGGAGAUGCUACCCACGAGAAUGAGUCCAAGCUAUUUGACAUUCUUAUAUCAGUAACAAAGGAUCUUGGUUUUUCUCAUUGGCACUCCUUAUUAUCCAAGGUUAAGAAAUCAAAAUAUCCUGACGAAUAUCCCUUAUUUUAA